Linnemannia hyalina is the source of this 321-nucleotide messenger RNA. The record is from the annotation of a GenBank genome assembly. Lineage: Eukaryota; Fungi; Mortierellomycota; Mortierellomycetes; Mortierellales; Mortierellaceae.
AUGUUUGGCGCACUUCUAGUCGUCCUCGGCUUCAUCAUCAUCCCCACCUCCAAGGACGAAUCCACGAUUUCCGACCGCCGCUUUGAUUACCUGGGCAUCUUUUCGUUCUGGGUCGGUAUCGUCUGCGUCAUCCUCGACUUGACCGUGUCCCCCGCCAUGGUCUAUUUUUCCUCGAUGCUCUUCCAGAACGUUCACGGCUACACCCCCUUCCGCACCUCCCUCAACUACACUGUCCAUGGACUCGGAGGGGUGUUUGCAAACAUCCUUUUCACAAAAGUGUUGACCAAAGUCAAGUCCAAGAUUGCGAUGGUGAACGAAUGA